Molecule: messenger RNA, 713 nt
Organism: Cydia fagiglandana
Lineage: Eukaryota; Metazoa; Arthropoda; Insecta; Lepidoptera; Tortricidae
Exons: 1
Coding region: 137-685 (182 amino acids)
Source: RefSeq, a predicted model, not a curated record
AAAUGGACUUCGCAUCAGCAGAAGUAAAACCGAGCAUUUAGAAUGCAAGUUUAGUAGUGAUACCACCAUCUCCAACAGGAUCUAUAUCGAAGGAGAUCAACUUCCAAAGGUAUCACAAUUCAAAUAUCUCGGAACGAUGCUGACGGCCGAUGGUGCCAUUGAAUCCGACGUCACUCACAGAGUCAACGCUGGCUGGCAAAGAUGGAGAGCCCUCUCUGGUGUUCUUUGCGAUACAAGAAUGCCAAUCAAAGUCAAGGGCAAAGUCUACAAGACAGCCGUGAGACCGGCAAUGAUGUACGGUGCUGAAUGCUGGGCAAUUAAAAAGGCGCAUGAACAAAAAUUACAUGUGGCAGAAAUGAAGAUGCUGAGGUGGGCGGCAGGAGUAACAAGACUCGAUAAAGUGAAAAAUGAAUACAUCAGAGGUAGUUACAAAGUUGCACCCAUCACAAACAAAGUAACGGAAAGCAGACUUCGCUGGUACGGCCACGUGAUGAGACGCCCCGAAGACCACGUAGUUCGGCAAGCCUUGGCAUUGCCGAACAGGGAAGCGAGCAGACAAGGAAGACCUAAAGCCACGUGGUGGUCUACAGUAACCCGCGACUUGGAACGAGCCCAGCUUACCCCAAAGACAACUCAGGACAGACGGUCCUGGCGCAUGAGAACGAGGAGAGCCGACCCCAAAUAAUGGGAAUAAGGCAAAGAGAAAGAAGAAG